AUGCCCCACGUCAUCUGCUCCAGUUGCCUCUUGUUCCUCUUCCUCGUGACCCUCUCUGCCGCCGAGCCGAGGCGCAGCGCUUCCGGACAGCGCAGGUCGUCUCGCGCACCUACAGCCAAGGUGCGUCUGGCGGGAAACUUCGCACGGGAGCAUCACGAGGGUCGCGUGGAGGUGCUGCACAACAACACCUGGGGCACCGUGUGUGACGACGAGGUGGACAUCAACCUGGCUAACGUGGUGUGUCGAGAGCUGGGAUUUCAGGGGGGCGUCACAUGGGCACACAGCGCCAAAUAUGGAGAGGGACAGGGUCCUAUAUGGAUGGACAAUGUUCGAUGCAAUGGUACCGAGAAGUCCUUAAAGGACUGCAAGCACAAUGGCUGGGGGGUGAAUGACUGCAAACAUUCUGAAGACAUGGGAGUGGUGUGCGCCACGGAGACCAGGAGGGAACCGACAACCAGCAAUAGAGACCACAGCAAUGCCAUCGGCUCCAAUGGGAAUCCAUCGUCCCAGUUGCAAGGCCUUGUGACUACCCGCAGACACUCUGUAUAUGGCUAUUACGGGAAUGGACAUCCAUACGAGGUCCCCAGGAUCCAGAGGCAGCAACUGCACCUGGGUAACAGUAAGGUCCGAAUCGAGGAAGUGCGCUUGAGACCCAUCCUCAUGUCGACCAAGAAGAAGACUUUGGUGACUGAAGGCGUGGUAGAAGUGAAGCAUGCUGGGAGAUGGAGGCAGGUCUGUGACAUGGGCUGGAGUCUGAACAGCAGCAGAGUGGUCUGCGGGAUGCUCGGUUUUCCUGAUGCUGCCCAGCCCAACCUCAAAAUGUACAAGAAAAUAUGGGACACCAAGGUGGCAGACCCUUCAACAAGGUUGAGCCUCAUUGCCAAGAAGAAGGGCUUCUGGGUUGAAAAGGUCAACUGUCUGGGCAAUGAAAACACCUUGUCUGAGUGCCAGGGUCAGCUGUCUAUCCCCCGUAGCCCCGUUCCCUGUAAGAACGGCCGGCAUGCUGUGGUCAAAUGUGUUCCGGGCCCUCAAUUUUCCAGGAUAUCCUCGGGAAGACCUCAAGCCCCGUACCCAGUUGUGCCAGUGCGUUUGAAGGCUGGGCCCAGGCUUGGCGAGGGUCGCGUUGAGGUGCUCCGAGACGGAAAAUGGGGGACAAUCGUGGACCACAUGUGGGAACGCACCGCAGCAAGUGUGGUGUGCAGAGAGCUGGGCUUCGGUACCGCCAAGGAUGCACUGCAAGGCGCCUAUAUGGGUCAAGGUACUGGACCCAUCCACAUGAACAGUGUGCAGUGCACAGGAACAGAGCGCUCCAUCCUCGACUGCUUUUUCCAGGAAGUUCGACCCUGGACAUUCAAACACAGUCAGGAUGCUUCAGUGCGCUGUAACGUCCCUAAAACCGGCACAGAGUACACGGUGCGCCUGUCUGGUGGCCGGGUUCCCACCGAGGGUCGAGUGGAAGUGCUAAUGGAAGUAGGCGGCCGUAAGCGGUGGGGUUCAGUCUGCAGCGAGAACUGGAGUAUCAAUGAGGCCAUGGUAGUGUGCAGACAGUUGGGCUUCGGAUUUGCUGCGAGUGCACAUCAGGACACCUGGUACUGGUCCAGCAACCCAAAUGCAGCAGAGCUCAUCCUCAGCGGAACUCACUGCGUCGGCACCGAAUUCUCAGUUCAACAGUGUCGUCGUAACAACCACUUGCACUGUCCACGAGGGGGGGGUGCUAAGGCAGCUGGAGUCACCUGCUCAGAGACGGCCCCCGACCUUGUUCUGGAUGCCCAGCUGGUUCAGGAGACGGCCUACCUUGAAGACCGACCGCUCCACCUUCUGAGCUGUGCCAAUGAGGAGAACUGUCUGUCCUCCUCCGCUGCCCGAAUGAACUGGCCCUACGGCCACAGACGGCUGCUGCGCUUCUCUUCACGCAUCAUGAAUCUCGGACGAUCCGAUUUCAGACCCAAAGCGACAAGAGAGAGCUGGACGUGGCACCAAUGUCACAGGCAUUACCACAGCAUCGAGGUGUUCACACAUUACGACUUGUUGACUUUGAACGGCACCAGGGUUGCAGAGGGACAUAAGGCCAGUUUCUGUCUGGAAGACACGCAUUGCCCAGACGGUGUUCCAAAACGCUUUUCUUGUUAUAACAUGGGUGACCAGGGUAUCUCUGUGGGCUGCUGGGAUACCUACCGCCACGAUAUUGACUGUCAGUGGGUUGACGUGACAGACGUACGGCCUGGCGAUUACAUCUUUCAGGUGGAAGUCAACCCAUCGAUGGACAUGGCCGAGUCGGACUUCAUGAACAACGUUAUGCGCUGUCGCUGCAAGUACGACGGCCACAGGGCUUUUAUGUAUGGAUGUCACGCAGGUGACGCUUACAGUGCAGAGACUGAAGACCUAUUUGAGCACCAGAGGGAAAUAACAAACAACUUUGUGUAG
Messenger RNA from Nerophis lumbriciformis (worm pipefish), 2424 nucleotides. Lineage: Eukaryota; Metazoa; Chordata; Actinopteri; Syngnathiformes; Syngnathidae. The record is from RefSeq and is a predicted model, not a curated record.